GUGUUGGGUGUGUUUUCCAGCAAGUGCAAAGCUGAUCGGUGCCUCAGCGCAGGGAAGAGGGUGAACCAUACUGAUUCUCAAUGGAAAAUUACAACCAGACCUCCACUGACUUCAUCCUCCUGGGCCUGUCCCCCUCAUCGAGAUUUGGCCUUCUCCUUUUCACUCUCAUGGUCCCCAUCUUCCUGAUGGCCCUGACUGGCAACCUGUGCAUGGUCCUGCUCAUCCUCCUGGACGCCCAGCUCCACACACCCAUGUACUUCCUGCUCAGUCAGCUCUCCCUCAUGGACCUCAUUUACAUCUGCACCACUGUGCCCAAGAUGGCUUCUGGCUUCCUGUUUGGAAACAAGUCCAUCUCCUUCAUUGGGUGUUGGAGUCAGAGUAUUUUCUUCACAACCUUAGCAGGUGCAGAAGCGCUGAUCCUGAUGUCUAUGUCGUAUGACCGCUACGUGGCUAUUUGCUUCCCUCUGCACUACCCCAUCCACAUGAACAGAAGAGUGUGUGUGCUGAUGAUCCUGGGAUCCUGGGCCAUGGGUGUCAUCAAUGCCUGUACUCACACCUCAUAUGUAUUCCACAUGCCUUACUGUAGGUCCAGGACCAUCGAUCACUUCUUCUGUGAUGUCCCAGCCAUGGUGACUCUGACCUGUAGGAACACCAGGGUCUACGAGUACACUGUGGUUGUUAGCACUAUCCUCUUUCUUGUGUUCCCUUUCCUGGGUAUUCUGUGUUCCUAUGGUCGUGUCCUUCUUGCUGUCUACCGCAUGCACUCACAAGAAGGCAGGAAGAAGGCCUAUUCCACCUGCAGCGCCCACCUCACUGUGGUGACUUUCUACUAUACACCCUUUGCUUACACUUAUCUCCGCCCAAAGUCCUUCCGUUCUCCAUCAGAAGACAAGGUUCUGGCCGUCUUCUACUCUAUCCUCACCCCAGUGCUCAACCCCGUGAUCUACAGCCUGAGGAACAAGGAGGUGCUGGGGGCCCUGAGGAGAGUGGCUUGGAGAAUCUGCUCUGGGAAAAUGUAG
Molecule: messenger RNA, 1019 nt
Organism: Fukomys damarensis (Damara mole-rat)
Lineage: Eukaryota; Metazoa; Chordata; Mammalia; Rodentia; Bathyergidae
Product: olfactory receptor 2L3
Exons: 2
Coding region: 81-1019 (312 amino acids)
Biological process (GO): G protein-coupled receptor signaling pathway
Cellular component (GO): membrane
Molecular function (GO): olfactory receptor activity; G protein-coupled receptor activity
Source: RefSeq, a predicted model, not a curated record